AUGAAAUUAGCGAAAUUAAUGAGUGCAUUAGCGCAACAUUUUCACACAUGUUUGCAAACACAAAAGUCCUUUACACUAAUGGACAAUCCACAUUUAAGUCAAGAAAUUCAUUUGGCUAUAGUUAUGGAAUAUUUUAGUUAUAUAGUACCUAUUUGUAAUCAAUUGUUUCAAUUGUAUCGUGAUUUCAAAGCACGAUCCUUCGUGUUACAAUUUUUACCAACAUUUUUAUCAACAUAUUAUAAUGUACUCUAUGAAAAAGAUGAUGAAACAAAGGGUGUUGUUAAUGAUACUGUCGAUGGAAAAACUUAUGAAUGUCGUGUACCAAAUUUGGCAUUGCCAUCCGUUUAUCAUGUACCACACCCAGAUCAAUAUGCUCCCAUACCGUUAACACAAACUGCUAUAUCAAAACAUGAAAAUAUUUGUGAAAUGAUUCGUUUACAAACAUUUAUACCAUUUGAUUCUGCUAAUGCUACUACAAGAGAACAGAUCAUGUGGUUCUUACUAAUACAGUAUGGUAUGAAUAUAUCAUUAAUGGAUGAUUGUUCACGACAUGCCUAUUUUUCAAUGUGUAAAAAACUAAUCGGGCAAGGUUUUAAUUUUGAUGAUGGUAUUCCUAAAACAUCAUCAAAUGAAGAAAAACUACAACAACAAACUCAAUCGUUAUUACCAUCAACUGGAAGACGUAUAACAAUUUCAAGUCGUAUUAUGAGAGAAAUACUUGGAACACUUUACUAUUUUAAAACAAAUUCUUCAGAUAAAGAAGCCGGUGAAUGUAUGAGAUUAUUAAAACAUCGUGCAGAUUAUGAAAUGUUUCCAGAUGUUAUAUUGAUGACUGAAGCCAUGUCAUAUCUUCAUGAAUUUGAAACACAACGUUAUGAAAAUAAUAAUACAAUGGGAAUUCCGACUGAACUUCCACCAACCGUUGAUGUUGUUAAACAAAAACGAACAGCAACCACUGCUAGAUCAAUGAAAAUUAGACAAAAACAUCAUCAUAAAACAGCAGUAACAAACACGUCACUCUCUCCAGCUGAAGACGAAGAGUCUCAACAAGAUACAUCCAUCGAUAACAUGAAAACAGAGACUAUUAGUUACUUAAAUUUUGUUCCCGUUCCAUCUACAGCGUCUGCCAGAAAAAUAAAAUUGAAUUUAUUUCCGUCAAGCACAAUAACAAAUCCUAUAAAAACUCUAUCAUCAACACAAACGAAUAAAAUAUUCUCGCCAAAAAAUGAUUAUGUUGUUGCAUCCGAUAGUAAUAAUAACAAUGAUAUACAUCCAUUAUCUAGACAAACAACGAGAAUGUUACCUCCACAACAAACCAUUCAAAUAACAUCAUCAAUUGAUCUAGGAAAAGACAACUCAUCACCAAAAACAAUACAAAGAAUAAAACCAUUAUCAUUAAUAUCCAGUCAACAGUAUUACAAUUCACUUCAACAACAACAAUUUAAAGAAAAAUCAGCAAUAAUUCCUUUACAACAAAGUGUACAUGAGUCAGAUACUGAUAAUGAAAAUAACAAUGAUAUUAUUGUAAAAAAGCAUAUAAACAUUGAUACAGAUAAAAAUUAA
Molecule: messenger RNA, 1563 nt
Organism: Didymodactylos carnosus
Lineage: Eukaryota; Metazoa; Rotifera; Eurotatoria; Philodinida; Philodinidae
Source: the annotation of a GenBank genome assembly